ACUUUGGGGCAGAACUUUUGGGAUCGCCGGCGGGCGGAGCGUCCCGCCGGUGGGGAUGGCCGGGCUUUGGUGCCAAUCCCCGCGGUUUUGGUGCAUUUUCACCCCAGAGGAAGUCGAGCAAAGCCAAGGAGAAGAAGCAGCGGCGGCUGGAGGAGCGCGCGGCCAUGGCCGCCGUCUGCGCCAAGGUCGAGGCCGCCAACAAACUCCAAGAUCCCCUCGAGGCCUUCCCGGUGUUCAAAAAGUACGACAGGAACGGCCUGAACGUGUCCAUCGAGUGCCGCCGCGUGUCCGGCCUGGAGCCCUCCACCCUGGACUGGGCCUUCGAGCUGACCAAGGCCAACAUGCAGACGCUGUACGAGCAGAGCGAGUGCUGGAAGGAGCGGGAGAAGCGGGAGGAGCUGCGGGACGAGCGCGCCUGGUACCUGCUGGCCCGCGAGCCCGGCGCCGGCCCCGUCGCCUUCUCCCACUUCCGCUUCGACGUCGAGUGCGGCGACGAGGUCCUGUACUGCUACGAGGUGCAGCUGGAGAGCCGGGUGCGGCGGCGGGGCCUGGGCAAGUUCCUGCUGCAGAUCCUGCAGCUGGUGGCCAACAGCACGCAGAUGAAGAAGGUGAUGCUGACCGUGUUCAAGCACAACCACGGCGCCCUGCAGUUCUUCCGCGAGGCGCUGCAGUUCGAGGUGGACGCCAUCCCCAGCGUGUCCGGCUGCUGCGGGGACGAUUCCUCCUACGAGAUCCUGAGCCGCAGCACCAGAUUCGGGGACCCCCACCCGGGGGGGCCCCUGCGCCGGCUGCUGCCACUGAGCCCCCCCAAAAGCAGCCCCGGCCCGGCCUGGCGGGACCCCGCGGGCGGGUGACAAAACGCCCCUUCCCCCCCCUCCGGCAGCAGCAGCGCGGCUUUUGGGGCGGAAGGGGAUUUUUGCGCUGGAUUCUUAUUUUAAUUUUUAUUUUAUUUUAUUUUUUCUUUUUUUUUUUUGUGUUUUUUUUUUUUUUUUUUUUUUUAUUUUCAGCCGUUCUGUUUGUACGGGAUAAAUAAAAAACGAGGAAACUUUAA
Molecule: messenger RNA, 1051 nt
Organism: Vidua macroura (Pin-tailed whydah)
Lineage: Eukaryota; Metazoa; Chordata; Aves; Passeriformes; Viduidae
Gene: NAA40
Product: N-alpha-acetyltransferase 40, NatD catalytic subunit
Cellular component (GO): nucleus
Molecular function (GO): histone H2A acetyltransferase activity; protein N-terminal-serine acetyltransferase activity; histone H4 acetyltransferase activity
Source: RefSeq, a predicted model, not a curated record